Molecule: messenger RNA, 2871 nt
Organism: Rhinichthys klamathensis goyatoka
Lineage: Eukaryota; Metazoa; Chordata; Actinopteri; Cypriniformes; Leuciscidae
Gene: taok3a
Product: TAO kinase 3a
Exons: 19
Coding region: 75-2765 (896 amino acids)
Biological process (GO): protein phosphorylation; execution phase of apoptosis
Molecular function (GO): ATP binding; protein kinase activity
Source: RefSeq, a predicted model, not a curated record
AAAGCAGGUAAAUGCCGGGCCUGCUGAAUGAAGGCGAGCAGAAGCACGUCGCCAUCAGAGGUUCUGUCUAACUCAUGAUGCCGUCGUCCACGCGGAAGGCAGGAGUGAAAGACCCGGAUGUGGCCAGCCUCUUUUUCAAAGAUGACCCGGAAGAAGUCUUCUGCGAUCUACACGAGAUCGGCCAUGGGAGUUUCGGAGCAGUGUACUUUGCCCGAAACUCCUAUUCCCACGAGGUGGUGGCCAUUAAGAAGAUGUCCUACAAUGGCAAGCAGACCACUGAGAAGUGGCAGGACAUCAUUAAAGAGGUGAAGUUUUUGGAACAGCUACGACACCCAAACACCAUUGAAUACAAGGGCUGCUACUUGAAGGACAACACAGCAUGGCUUGUGAUGGAGUAUUGUCUCGGCUCCGCUUCAGACUUGUUAGAGGUUCACAAGAAACCCCUCCAAGAGGUUGAAAUUGCUGCCAUUACCCACGGUGCCUUGCUAGGACUGGCUUACCUACAUUCCCAUAACAUGAUACACAGAGAUGUGAAGGCUGGUAAUAUCCUGCUGACAGAGCCGGGUCAGGUCAAGCUGGCUGAUUUUGGCUCCGCUUCCAUUGCAUCUCCUGCCAACUCCUUUGUGGGAACCCCAUAUUGGAUGGCCCCAGAAGUGAUUUUAGCCAUGGAUGAGGGUCAGUAUGAGGGGAAGGUGGACGUCUGGUCUUUGGGGAUCACUUGCAUAGAGCUGGCUGAACGCAAGCCUCCCCUCUUCAACAUGAACGCUAUGAGUGCCUUAUACCACAUCGCCCAAAACGACUCUCCCUCCUUACAGUCCAAUGAGUGGUCGGAUGCAUUCCGGAGUUUCGUUGACUACUGCCUACUAAAGAUUCCUCAGGACAGACCCUCCUCAGCAGAGCUCCUGCGGCAUGAUUUCGUGAGGAGAGAUCGUCCUCCACAGGUCCUCAUCGAUCUGAUCCAGAGGACGAAGGAUGCAGUCAGAGAACUGGACAACCUGCAGUACCGUAAAAUGAAAAAAAUCCUCUACCAAGAGAAACACAACGGCCCAAUGGGGGAGUCUCAGGAAGAGGAGGAGGAUGGAGAGCAGGCAAGCUGUAAGAUGAACAGUUUGGGCAGUAAUCACUCCAUCCCCAGCACGUCCGUGAGCACGGGCAGUCAGAGCAGCAGUGUUAACAGCCUGCAGGAGGUGCCCGACGACUCCUGCUCCGAGCUGCACCACGACUACGACAGCACCCUCGAGUCUUCCACGCACCACAAAAAGGAUCAUCAGUAUAUCCGUGAUGACAUUCCUCAUCGGGACCACCGGUCGGACCUGCGACCGUCCUCGUCGGAAAGAGCUCAGGCUCACAACUAUAAAAACCGCGAACGCUUCGCCACCAUCAAGUCAGCAUCACUGGUAACGCGUCAGAUACACGAACAUGAGCAGGAAAAUGAGCUCCGAGAGCAGAUGUCGGGGUACAAACGCAUGCGACGGCAACACCAGAAGCAGCUGAUCGCUCUGGAGAACAAGCUGAAGGCAGAGAUGGACGAGCACAGACUGAAGCUCCAGAAAGAACUGGAAACCCACGCCAACAAUGCCUUCAUUGAGCUGGAGAAACUCGCCAAGAAGCACGCCAUCCAAACGGACAAAGAAAUGAAAACACUGGCAGCUGAUGAGAAGAAGUUCCAGCAGCAAAUCAUGGCCCAACAGAAGAAAGAGCUCACCACCUUCCUUGAUAAUCAGAAGAAACAGUACAAGCUGUGCAAGGAGAAGAUCAAAGAGGAAAUGAGUGAAGACCACAGUACGCCUAAGAAAGAGAAACAGGAGAGGCUGUCCAAGCACAAGGAGAACAUCCAGCACUCUCAGGCUGAAGAAGAGGCUCAGCUCCUGGGUCAGCAGAGGGCUUUCUACGACAGGAACUGUAGGGCCUUCAAACGCAAGAUCAUGGUCAAGAGGCACGAGUUUGAGCAAGAGCAGUUACGAGAGGAGUUGAAUAAGAAGAAGACCCAGAAGGAAAUGGAGCACGCUAUGUUGAUUAGACAAGACGAGUCGACUCAAGAACUUGAACACAGGCAGCUGAAGACGCUACAGAAACUUCGCAUGGAUCUGAUCCGACUGCAGCACCAAACAGAGCUGGAGAACCAGAUCGAAUACAACAACCGUAGAGAGAGAGAACUGCACAGGAAACAUGUGCUCGAACUACGGCAGCAGCCCAAGAACCUCAAGGCUAUGGAGCUCCAGAUAAAGAAACAGUUCCAGGAUACGUGUAAAGUCCAGACGAAACAGUACAAGGCCCUGCGGCACCAUCAGCUAGAGGUGACCCCCAAAAGUGAGCACAAGACGGUCCUGAAAGCCCUGAAGGAUGAGCAGACGCGCAAACUGGCCAUUCUGGCCGAGCAGUACGAGCAGAGCAUCAACGAGAUGAUGGCAUCACAGGCACUUCGUCUGGAUGAGGCUCAGGAGGCCGAGUGCCAGGCACUGAGGCAGCAGCUGCAGCAGGAGAUGGAGUUACUCAAUGCGUACCAGAGCAAGAUCAAGAUUCAGACCGAGGCCCAGCACGAGCGCGAGCUGCAGAAACUGGAGCAGAAAGUCUCACUGCGCCGAGCGCACCUUGAACAGAAGAUUGAGGAGGAGCUGGCUUCUCUUCAGAAAGAGCGCACUGACCGAAUCAAACACCUGCUGGACCGCCAGGAGAGAGAAAUCGACGCCUUCGACAUGGAGAGCCUUCGUAUGGGUUUCAAUAACUUGGGUGCUUUGGACUACCCUAAAGAUGACUACAGAUGAGACCGUAACACUCCACCGUCCUCGCUCUUUCCUGGUCACACACCUUUUUUCUUUUGCCGUUUUUGCUACUGACAGUCCGAUCAAUCCUCUGGGCUGGUGCCUGCAC